AUGGGGAAUGGCCACGUGAAAGGAUGUUCAUGCCACCAAGAGUCGUUUGUUCCAUCAGUAUGUAAGCGUCCACCUUAUGGCCUGGGCUACAUAGUGAGUUCCAGGAAACUGACAUCUUCCAGUAACCGACCUCGAGAAGACAGCUGGUUAAAAUCCUUAUUUGUCAGGAAAGUUGAUCCGAGAAAAGAUGCUCACUCAAAUCUCCUAGCCAAAAAGGAAACGAGCAGUCUGUACAAGUUACAGUUUCACAACGUUAAGCCGGAAUGCCUAGAAGAAUACAACAAAAUUUGUCAAGAGAUGUUACCAAAGGUUCAUGAAGAUAAACAUUACCCUUGCACUUUGGUGGGAACUUGGAACACGUGGUAUGGCGAGCAGGAUCAAGCUGUUCACCUCUGGAGGUAUGAAGGAGGCUACCCCGCCCUCAUGGAGGUCAUGAGUAAACUCAGAGGAAAUCAGGAAUUUGCGGAUUUCCGUAAGACAAGAAGCAACAUGCUUCUCUCUCGGAAGAAUCAGCUGCUCCUGGAGUUCAGUUUCUGGAAUGAACCUGUCCCCCGACCAGGACCUAACAUCUACGAACUCAGGUCUUACCAGCUCCGACCAGGAACCAUGAUUGAAUGGGGCAAUUACUGGGCCCGUGCAAUUCGUUUUCGACAAGACAAUGACGAAGCAGUGGGAGGAUUCUUUUCUCAGAUCGGGCAGCUAUAUAUGGUGCAUCAUCUUUGGGCUUACAAGGAUCUGCAGAGCCGGGAAGAUACGCGGAACUCAGCCUGGCACAAACCCGGCUGGGAGGAGCUGGUGUAUUAUACAGUCCCACUCAUUCAGGAAAUGGAGUCGAGAAUCAUGAUCCCUCUGAAGACCUCACCCCUGCAGUAAAGCUAGAGAAUCAGUCUGUGCCCACGUAAAUGUCUGUGGCAAGUAUUUGUCAUAAAUUAAUUUAAUUGUAUAUCAAGUGAAAAAAGAAACACUGAAUUAUAAAUGGCUGUACAUAGCUUACAGGAGACCUCUUUUCUCUAAAGCUGAGGUAAUCACGAGAAAGGAAACCGUCUUACAGUGACUGUAGCAAGGCUCUGGCAGCCUAAGAGACCCUGCAAAUUUGUCAGACCAACCAUGGAAGACUUCACCUUCCCUCCCUCCCUGGCCGCCAGGAAAAGAGGGUCCAGAUUAAAAUUGGAAUCAUUGCAGAAUAAGAUUCCAGCCAUUAAAAAAAAAUUCUUUCUAAAAAGCAAAUGAAUUUUUUAAAUCACAGAUUUUGACAGAUUUCUCAUGUGCAGAAGAAAUACGAAUUUUAUCAUGUUUCUCAAGCAGUUUUUCUGAGUCUCAAGGUAGCAACUGUUAUGUAUGUACCCAGUACCAGAAGAUGUUGGAAUUCACUCUCCUUUCUAACCAGCUGGAAUGGAGCCGACCGUGGUGGACAGGGGCACUUACCUAGUAAUUGGCGUAGGGCCCUGUGAGCAGGGACGGAAGGCCUGAACCUGUGUAUCAUAUAUGAUUUUUGAAAUGAACACCUUGAAUAGCACCGCUUUUUAUUUGUGAUAUUUUUCUAUAAAACAAGUAGUCCUUGGCAAAGAGGUUUUAUUUUGUAAAGCAUCACUUGUAACCUCCAACGGUCUCCAGUUAGGGUUUCAGUAAGUGCGCAGCAGACUCCGAGACGUGUGAAGGGCAGUGCAUGUUGAGGUUUUCAGUCAGCAUAAAGGCGCAUACGGCGUUUGGCCUCGCUGUGGGAUUUCCUUUUAGUAUAGUUGCCAAUCUGUAAUCAUGUGAGUGUCACGGUGAACUGAAAAAUGAUGUCUGCCCCACAGAUUGAAGAAUUUUUGUGUAAAAUAAAAGUUUGCAGAAAUCUCAUAUCGGACAUUAAAGCUUUUACAUGUGAAUGGUUUCCUCCAAGAAAAAUACCAAAGUCAAUAAAAUCCUUUUAGUUUUCACAUA
Fukomys damarensis (Damara mole-rat) is the source of this 1926-nucleotide messenger RNA. RefSeq names its product nipsnap homolog 2 (gene Nipsnap2). NCBI's taxonomy places the organism in Eukaryota, Metazoa, Chordata, Mammalia, Rodentia, Bathyergidae. Bases 1 to 873 code for a protein of 290 amino acids. Gene Ontology annotation, cellular component: mitochondrion. The transcript is spliced from 11 exons. The record is from RefSeq and is a predicted model, not a curated record.